ACGGCGGCGGUGAGCGCCGCUGCCCCCGGGACCACGUAAAACGCCCCCGUCCGCCCAGCCGCGGCCCAGGCCGGAGCGGAGCCCGCCGCCCGCCGCCCGCCUCCUCAGCCCUGCGCGUCGCCUCCCGGCCCGGGGAGGAGGUGGAGGAGGAGGAGGAGGCGCCGCCUUCCCCGCGGCGCGCGCCCUCGCCGUUGUCUGCGCUCCGCUCUGGACCAGUUUGGGGAAGUUGCCGGGGCCCCGCGUCGCCCAGAUGUGCGACCUCAUUGAGCCGCAGCCGGCCGAGAAGAUCGGCAAGAUGAAGAAGUUGCGGAGAACUUUGUCGGAGAGUUUCAGCCGCAUUGCUUUGAAGAAAGACGACACCACCUUUGAUGAGAUAUGUGUCACAAAGAUGUCUACACGGAACUGCCAGGGAAUGGACUCAGUGAUCAAACCCCUGGACACAAUUCCUGAGGAUAAAAAAGUCAGAGUUCAAAGGACACAGAGCACUUUUGACCCAUUUGAGAAACCAGCUAAUCAAGUAAAGAGAGUGCAUUCUGAGAACAAUGCUUGCAUUAACUUUAAGACCUCCUCUGCUGGCAAAGAGUCACCUAAAGUUAGGCGGCACUCCAGCCCCAGCUCGCCAACAAGUCCCAAAUUUGGAAAAGCUGACUCAUAUGAAAAACUGGAAAAGCUAGGGGAAGGAUCUUAUGCUACAGUAUACAAAGGGAAAAGCAAGGUAAAUGGGAAGUUGGUAGCCCUGAAGGUGAUCAGGCUGCAAGAAGAAGAAGGUACACCUUUCACAGCUAUCAGGGAAGCUUCUCUGUUAAAAGGACUAAAACAUGCUAACAUAGUGCUACUUCAUGACAUCAUUCAUACCAAGGAGACGUUGACACUUGUGUUUGAAUAUGUGCACACUGAUUUAUGUCAGUACAUGGACAAGCACCCUGGGGGGCUGCAUCCAGAUAAUGUGAAGUUGUUUUUAUUUCAGUUGCUGCGAGGGCUGUCUUACAUCCACCAGCGUUAUAUUUUGCACAGAGACCUGAAACCACAGAACCUUCUGAUCAGUGACACGGGGGAGUUAAAGCUGGCAGAUUUCGGUCUUGCAAGAGCAAAAUCCGUCCCUAGCCACACAUACUCCAAUGAAGUGGUUACCUUGUGGUACAGACCUCCAGAUGUCCUCCUAGGCUCAACAGAAUACUCCACCUGCCUUGACAUGUGGGGAGUCGGCUGCAUCUUUGUUGAAAUGAUCCAAGGAGUUGCUGCUUUUCCAGGAAUGAAAGACAUUCAGGAUCAACUUGAACGAAUAUUUCUUGUUCUUGGAACACCAAAUGAGGACACAUGGCCCGGAGUUCAUUCUCUACCACAUUUUAAGCCAGAACGCUUUACCCUGUACAGCUCUAAAAACCUUAGACAAGCAUGGAAUAAGCUCAGCUAUGUGAAUCACGCAGAGGAUCUGGCCUCCAAGCUCCUACAAUGUUCCCCAAAGAACAGACUAUCUGCACAGGCUGCCUUGAGCCACGAGUAUUUUAGUGACCUGCCCCCACGGCUAUGGGAACUGACCGAUAUGUCUUCUAUUUUUACCGUCCCAAAUGUGAGAUUGCAACCAGAAGCUGGAGAAAGCAUGCGGGCCUUUGGGAAAAACAAUAGUUACGGCAAAAGUCUAUCAAAUAGCAAGCACUGACAGCACAACAUUCUCAAGCGAGCACAGGAUUAAGUUUUCAUCAUUCUGGAAAGGAAAAAAAAAGCAAACAUUAAUGAAGUGGCCAAUAAUGUGAAGGGAAUCAUGGAUCAGUUUCCUUUCACUCCCUGUGGUGGAUUUCACUUACAAGAAAAUUGAAGCUGGCAAGACCCUGUUUUCUCUGCAAUUUAUUUAAAACCUUGCACGCAUUUGGAUACCUUGUGAUUUCCAAGAACUAUGUGAAGAUUAAGCUUUGCUUACUGAUACAUGGCAUGUAUUCUUUUCAGUCUUUUGUGUUUGAUUUUGUUUGAUUUCCCUCUGCAGCGCAGCGUCUCUGUAAAGGUUUUUAUGCUUUCACCAGCCAUGUCUUAAAUACAUUAAGACAACACAUUUGGUGUUCACACUUCUUCAGUAAUGUCUGUACUUGAAAGCCACACAGUGGCAUAAAACAAUGUGUGUUUUCUUGGAGAGCAGUGUACAUUUUGCAACCAGCAGGAAGGAAACGUUUUCCUGAAGCAAGCCCCUGUCCUCUGACUUGACAGCUUGGUCCCUGACUGCGGGGAGGACCCCCACCUGUUGCUUACCUUUUGAGGACAUUUGCAAGUGUGAGGUUUUUUUCUUGGAAAUAACUGCACGUUUAUAUAGGAUAUUGGAUCUGCUUAGCAUUUUCAAGCCAUAUAGCAUGGCUGUUUUUUGAAUAGGUUGAAAGUGAAGAAACGAAUAUCAAACAUUAAGAACAAAGACAGGGAUAAAAUGCUUACUUUUCAACCUCUGGAGAUGGGGGUAACUUUUUACAUGUGGUCUGGGUCUUGUCAACAUCUUAUUAUUUUUUUUUCCAUCCACUCUGUUACUCUUUGUAGUUUCUAAAUGGAGAAAGUGAGGAACAGAAUGUUUAAAACUUGGGUGCAAAAGAAUCAUAUCCGUUGGAUGAGCCCUGAAAGCAGUCUUGGCUUGAUCCAGUUAAAAGUUUGUUCAUUCAUAACAAAAGCACCUUCAAAAGAUUAUGUUUUUUUAGAAAAUUCCAAGCUGAUUGGAAGACAUCAUUGGGUUCCUUACUUUAAAAAGUCUCCUGGAAUAACUGUUCAAAUGCAGGUUUUAGGAACAAUGCAGGAAUCUUGCUUUGAAGAUGGAAAAGGGAAACUCCUUGUUUAAGGAGUUGAGGGGCCAUGUGACACUGGGGGACAGUGGCCGGGCGUGCACUGUGCUUUGUGCUGGAGGGAGAGCUGCCUGGUGCAGGCCGGCUCCCAGGGAGCAGAAUCCCCAGUAAUACUGGGGAUUAGGAAAUUUCAUCUAAAGCAUGAAACCUAGUUCCUCUGGACACAAAUUCCUAUGGAAAUACCUUUGUGUACAUUGUUUUACAUGUUCUUAUUAGUCAGAAAGGAGAGACUAGGAGCUUCAAAUGUGUCAUACUUUUUUAGGAUCAAAACCAGGAAUUACGAGCCAGUUUGACAAGGACUUUCUCUGAGAGUCUGGUGAGACAAAAACUUUUCUGUAGUCAAACCCAAUACACCUAGGAAACUGGACCCAGAAUUCCUAAACUUUAAAACGGUACUAUCUCUGGAGGGAGGUAUGAGUAGAUAUGUCAGGGUCAUAAUUCAUCCUAUCCAAAUGUAGCAUUCAUUGUCAAUUUGUAAGUGCUAAGCAAGGAGUUCUUUACUGAUUGAUUUUAAAGAGAGCAAAAGCCACCCAAGAUUAGAAUGUUUACUGUUUGCUACCUAGAAAUCUUUCUCAUUCCUCUUUCAUACAUUCCAACCCACUGGAACUCUUUAGAGGUAUUUUGAUUUAAAGUGUACUUCAAUUAGGAUUUCUUAAAGUAAAUAUAGGGGGAAAACUUUACAUGCAAUCAAAAAUGGACUUUCCUAUGAUUUAUUUUGAAUCAUUCAUUUGGGGGAGAGGCAUGACUUUUGUGUUUCACUAAGUUUAAAUCAAGACCAGCUAAUUAAAUCUUGCUAUUUAAUAAGGUUUCUAACUUGAAAAUUUGCAAAUAUUUAAUGUUGAGAGACUUCAAAUAGGGCUAUUAGAGAUAUGUGUCCCUUUCACAGGCAGCUUCUCUUGGGAAGUGAAAUACAAUGAUACUCAGUGGGGGGAGAAAUCUGUUUUAUUACAGAGACAUGCCUCUCAGAAGGUUAGGGGGUUUUGAGUUCCCCAUCUUUGCCAUCAGUACAAGAAAUCCAAGGUUUGGUUCUCUCCCUCUCUCUCUCUCUCUCUCUCUCUCCAUAUAGAUAUAAAAUCUUUAUCUUUUCCCUCGUUCCUCUCCUAUUUGCAAUCACAUUUUCCCUCCCCUUCUUUUUCUCUCCUACCCUCUCUGAGGGCAGUCAUGAAACUCCAUACAUUCUGUGUUCAUUAGCAGAUUUAUUAUUCUAUUGAGAAAGCACUGGAAUGUUUUGUGAGAUUAUUUUUAUAUGAAGGAAUAGCUUGAAUUCAAACAGCUGGUAGUAGUACAAACACCUUAGUACGGUGAUUGUAUCAACAGGACAUCACUGCACACAGUAUUCUGAAAGGAGAUUUGAGAUUUAAUUUUCAUUUUCUUAAAAGAACAGUUUGGUUGACUUAAAAAUACAACAUGUAUAGGACAUGAAAAAAAAAAAAUGUUUGCAGCGCUCAGCAGAAAAUAGAGGACAGAAGGCAGGGGCGGCUGUCCAUCCACUGAUGCAAGGGUGAGAAGCUACUUCUGCCUCCCAAGAGUGAUCAGAAAAGUUUCUAGGGGAACCUCCAGGCUUACAAAGAAAGCGAGGCCUCUUGGUAUCCUUUCCUCAGUGUGUAAAUGACAGCCAAUGUAAUCAAUACCCUAGGUUAUGCAUCUAUAUAAGAUACUCAUCUGUGAAUAUUAUUGGUUUUGUAAUCUUUGUUAUAUAAGAGGAUGUUUAGGCUGUACAUACUGGGGUAGAUUAUUGCCUGCCUCCUAUACAUAGGAAUAUGCUGCAUAAUUGCGCAUAACUUCCAUCUUCUUUACUGGCUUGUAGGCAGAGAAAACUAUAUAUGUUACUGCCUUGUAAUUUUCUCAUAUACCAAAAAAAGAAAAAAACCAACAAAAAUAAAACCUCAAUAAAAUAAGCAAUCUCCUAUUCUCAUUCCUUUUCCCAUAGCAGCAUAUUUUAGAGACAUAUACAAAAUCUACAUUCUCUAGUUGGGAGUGGAUUUUUUAUCCUUUUUUUUUUCUUUUUUCAUAUGAUGCACUGAGAUGUGUACUUUCUAACAGGGGGUUGGUACCUAAGAAAUGUGCUAGCAUCAUUCAGAAAACUAUUAUACUUCAAAAUGAGAUAUAGCAAGGAGAAUGGAAUAAUACAUGUUGCAUAUUUGUUACCCAUUGUAAUUUGUCUGUAUUAUGAAAGAUGUAAUGGUUUGUCAGCUGUCACUGUUGUUUUCUUGUAACAUGAUACGGAAUAAAGUAUAGCAGAAUCUCCA
Lemur catta (Ring-tailed lemur) is the source of this 5062-nucleotide messenger RNA. It is a transcript of the gene CDK14, whose product is annotated as cyclin dependent kinase 14. Gene Ontology annotation, cellular component: cytoplasm; nucleus; cytosol. The transcript is spliced from 15 exons. The coding region runs from base 251 to 1660 and encodes 469 amino acids. Gene Ontology annotation, biological process: protein phosphorylation. Gene Ontology annotation, molecular function: ATP binding; cyclin binding; cyclin-dependent protein serine/threonine kinase activity. The record is from RefSeq and is a predicted model, not a curated record. NCBI's taxonomy places the organism in Eukaryota, Metazoa, Chordata, Mammalia, Primates, Lemuridae.